AUGUUAUCAGAAACGUGGCCGAGAUACGGCGUAGAGCGAGUCGCUACGCCACCCAGCAUCCCCGUAGCAGUCCGGCUUCGGGCGCCAAUCGAGGCGGACGCAUUAUCGGGACACCCCGCGCGGCGGGCGAUCUCAGCGCGCGAAAUGACACUCGUCUGCGAAGCGGAACUUCUCAUCAACUUCGAACGCAAGUCCGCGCGCCUC
Messenger RNA from Iphiclides podalirius (scarce swallowtail), 204 nucleotides. Lineage: Eukaryota; Metazoa; Arthropoda; Insecta; Lepidoptera; Papilionidae. The record is from the annotation of a GenBank genome assembly.